CGGUCCGCCCGCGGCUGAUCCAAAUGACCCAGACUAUAAAGCCGGCGGACAUCGCCACAGUGCGGAAGCUGGGGAAGCCGCCUCACCUGAUCAUGCGCAUCAUGGACGCAGUGCUGAUCCUCUCCCCAGCGGCGCCCGGCCUCCUGUACGUACCGCACGGGGAGGCGGUGAGUGUGUUGGACCCCAGGAACCUGAAAGAGCCCGUAGAGCAUCUGAGCGGAAUCGGUGAAGAUGAGAUUAACGGGCUGUCGUUCAACGAUACGGGCACCAUGCUGGCUGCGGGUGACGACUCGGGCGCCGUGAGGAUCGUGGAGGUGCAGAACGGGAAAGUUGUCCGCACGCUGCGCAGACACACAAACAUCUGCUCAUCUGUCGCCUUCCGACCGCAAAGACCGCAAAGCCUGGUGUCUGCUGGACUCGACAUGCAGGUGCUGCUGUGGAACCUGCAGAAGACUCGGCCGCUGUGGGCAGUGGACCUGCAGGACUCCCAUGAGCAGGCGGAACAGGCGGGUCGUCCCGGUCAGCUGUUCAACCCCCCGCUGGCCCACUGCCCAUCCACCGAGGACGGCCGUCUGCACCUGCUGCGCGUGGGCACAGGGUCUCAUCUGGACCACCAGGGGGCGCUACAGGGCCACAGCCAGGGCGCCUCGCAGGCCCACUUCGUCCUGCCGCACCCCUACUGGCUGCUCUCCGCCGGCAACGACGGCCUGGUGGCCCUGUGGGACGUCAGCGCUCACGCGUGCCCCCCGGAGGCCAAGGCCAGCAACAGCAGCCGACCGCCAGCCAGCCGCAGGAAAGCCAGAAUCAGGCCGAAGGGCCGACUCCCACCAGCCACAGCCACGCCCCUGGGGGAGGAGCAUGCAGGAGGCCCAGAGAGUGCAGCCGCGGGGGAGGGUGUGUGUGAGGGGGCCGAGGCGGGUGUGUGUGGGGCAGGCCCAGGGACACAGGAGAGUACCGGACCCGCUCUCAGCUUCACACACACGGACAAAGUGAACUGGGUCUGCCCCGCCCUGCUCCAGGGCACACCCAGCGUGGUGGUGGCCGACCAGAGCGCCGAUCUAUACGUGUACCCCCUGACCCUCUAGUGCUGCCCCCUACUGGCCGACCAGAGCGCCGAUCUAUACGUGUACCCCCUGACCCUCUAGUGCUGCCCCCUACUGGCCGACCAGAGGGCCGAUCUAUACGUGUACCCCCUGACCCUCUAGUGCUGCCCCCUACUGGCCGACCAGAGCGCCGAUCUAUACGUGUACCCCCUGACCCUCUAGUGCUGCCCCCUACUGGCCGAUCAGAGCGCUGAUUUAUACGUGUACCCCCUGACCGCGCUCUAGAGUGUGUGUUUAUUAGUGAAAGGUAAUAAACUGUGGGCUGCAACAUUCACAAAGUAUUUCUAACAGAAAGAGAGGUGAUGAGUCUGUGUGUGUGUGUGUUUGUCUGUGUGUGUGUGUGUUUGUAUGUAUGUGUGUGUGUGAUGGUGAUGAUGAUGAUGAUGGUGAUGACCUGAUAUGUGUGUGUGUGUGUGAUGGUGAUGAUGAUGGUGGUGAUGACCUGACGUGUGUGUGUGUGUGUGUGUGUGUGAUGGCGGCGGCGGUGAUGAUGGUGGUGAUGUCCUGAUGUGUGUGUGUGUGUGUGAUGAUGAUGAUGAUGAUGAUGAUGAUGUGUGCCCCUGAUGGAGCUCACUGCACCUGAAGUGUGUGCAGCACGAGACUCACCUGCAGCACGAGACUCACCUGCAGCAGAACUACUGGGUCCUGGUCAGUGAAUCCUGAUUGGCUGGGAUCUUAGAUCAGUGAGCCCUGAUUGGUUGGGAUCUUAGUUUGGGGCAACAUAUCAACCCGUUCAAUCUUAUCUGACAUCACUGGCUUUGAAUAAAAACAAAAACUGUGCCUCUGGCAGAAA
Molecule: messenger RNA, 1896 nt
Organism: Alosa sapidissima (American shad)
Lineage: Eukaryota; Metazoa; Chordata; Actinopteri; Clupeiformes; Clupeidae
Product: WD repeat-containing protein 53-like
Exons: 4
Coding region: 24-1085 (353 amino acids)
Molecular function (GO): protein binding
Source: RefSeq, a predicted model, not a curated record